Molecule: messenger RNA, 447 nt
Organism: Dovyalis caffra
Lineage: Eukaryota; Viridiplantae; Streptophyta; Magnoliopsida; Malpighiales; Salicaceae
Source: the annotation of a GenBank genome assembly
AUGGCAUCGAAACGGAUCUUGAAGGAAUUGAAAGAUUUACAGAAGGAUCCUCCUACUUCAUGCAGCGCCGGUCCUGUUGCUGAAGACAUGUUCCAUUGGCAAGCAACAAUUAUGGGUCCUCCAGAUAGUCCUUAUGCUGGCGGUGUUUUCCUGGUUACUAUUCAUUUUCCCCCAGAUUAUCCAUUUAAGCCUCCCAAGGUAGCAUUCCGAACAAAGGUAUUCCACCCAAAUAUAAAUAGCAAUGGGAGCAUUUGCCUGGACAUUUUGAAGGAGCAAUGGAGCCCUGCUCUAACCAUAUCCAAGGUAUUGCUCUCGAUCUGUUCUUUGUUGACGGAUCCUAACCCCGACGAUCCAUUGGUGCCUGAAAUUGCACAUAUGUACAAGACCGACAGGAGUAAGUACGAAACAACUGCAAGAAGCUGGACCCAGAAGUAUGCCAUGGGCUAA